GUUGAGGGGCGAUGUUUACGAAGCGUGGCGGAGGUAAACAGAGGCUGCGAGGCCUUGGGCCGCUGGCGCCGCGUUUGUUGUUGCCAUCGCUGGGGGGGUGGGGAGAUCGGCGAUCAAGGACGGCUUCCUCCCAACCCCCCCAACCGGCAGGGGAGCCAGGACGCUGCUCUGUUGGACUCCGAGGGAUCGGAGAAGUCUGCUGGAAUGUGAGGGAUUUUUUUCGCCAUGGAAGGUGAACUGAGCCCUCAGGAUAAGAAGGAUCUGGAUAAGUUCAUUAAGUUCUUUGCCCUGAAGACAGUCCAGGUAAUUGUGCAAGCACGGCUUGGAGAAAAGAUAUGUACCCGUUCGUCGUCCUCUCCUACGGGCUCAGACUGGUUUAACCUUGCAAUAAAAGACAUACCAGAAGUCACCCAUGAGGCUAAAAAAGCACUGGCAGGCCAACUACCUGGAAUUGGACGGUCAAUGUGUGUGGAAAUCUCUCUCAAGACGUCUGAGGGAGAUUCAAUGGAACUGGAAACAUGGUGUUUGGAAAUGAAUGAAAAAUGUGAUAAAGAAAUUAAGGUUUCUUACACUGUCUACAACAGACUGUCUUUGCUACUGAAAUCACUCCUUGCAAUCACAAGAGUGACACCUGCAUAUAAACUAUCUAGAAAGCAGGGACAUGACUAUGUAAUCCUGUACAGGAUAUAUUUUGGAGAAGUACAACUGAAUGGCCUGGGUGAAGGUUUUCAAACAGUACGGGUCGGAAUGGUUGGAACUCCUGUUGGUACUAUCACGCUGUCGUGUGCAUACCGAACUAAUCUGGCUUUCAUGUCUGGCAGGCAGCUGGAGCGGACCCAGCCAAUCAUGGGGAUUAUCAUAGACCACUUUGUAGAUCGUCCCUAUAGUGGAUCUUCACCACUACACCCAUGUAACUACAGAACAACUGGUGAAGACGAUGGAGGUAAUUUUCCUUCUGUUGAUGACUCCCAGGAAGUCUGCACCACUUCUUUCUCUACUUCUCCUCCCUCACAGUGUGUGUUUACUGUUAGUAAAACACAUUUUCAGACUCCCAGGCCAGUGGUGAUGGACACUCUGAAGGUCCCCCUGCUAGGCUUGACCUUUACGCAUCAACUCUACAGCUCACGUCUUUUCUAUCAGCCUUUUGCUACUCUUGGUGGUGGUUCAGCUGAUCUAGCCUGUUGCCCAGCAGCCUUAACUGCUGGUGUAAAUACUGCUCAUCCACAUCAGAUGGUAAUUCCUAGUAAAGAAGGAGGCAUACCUGUUCUGCCUCUACAUCCUGCCCCUGGUGUCCAGGCUGAUGGUGAAAGGGUGCCUACCUGUAAUUUGACAGAUAUGAAUCAACAUGUGGCCACAACUCCUUCCAGCAGUGGUGAAGCAGAAUUGCUAUCAAAGAGUAAUGAAGGAAAAAGCGGGACACCUCAGGAUGUGUUGGAAACUACCUUUACGAGGAAAGUGGGAGCCUUUGUUAACAAACCAGCCAGUCAGGUCACUGCUGCCAAUAUGGAUUUACCAUUUGCUGUAUUUGCACCGAAAAAUGUUGAAUCUGAGGACACUGAUGUCAUGGUAAAUCCACCUGAUUCUCCUAUUCCAGAAUCACCUCUGCAUGCCAGUCUUCAUUCAGACCAGUCCAGUGGGAGCAGUGGCCUCACACAGGAUGAAUUUGUUAUGGUGGAACUUAAGCCAGCCUUUUCCAAGGAUGAUUUUCUGCCUAUGGAUCUGGGUACCUUUUAUAGGGAAUUUCAGAACCCUCCUCAACUGAGCAGCCUCUCAAUAGACAUCAGUGCCCAGUCAAUGGCUGAGGAUCUGGAUUCUUUGCCUGAGAAGCUGGCAAUCUAUGAGAAGAACAUGGAAGAAUUUGAUGCCUUUGUAGACACUCUGCAGUAACCAAGGACAGUAUCUUACCCUGCUUCAGGAACUAUACCUGCAGCAAAAAAACUGAAGUCGAAAGCUGUUUUUCUUCUGCUAUAAAUAAAAUGUAUAUAUUUUUAGAAGUACAAAAUCUCCUUAUUUCUAUAGAUGUUCUACCUGCAGUCUAUAAGUACAUUUCAGGUUGUACUCACUGAUUUGCUGCUGUAUUGAAAAGUGAGAGUCUAUCUUAAUUUACUGUACACACCUGUGUAAAUAUCUUGUAAAGCCAAGCAAUAUUUAAUCACUGCAUUUGUUUAUAUUGAACUCUGAAGUCUUGUGUCUUUCUUGCAAGCCUGGUUAUAUUCAAAAGAUGGUUUCUAAUUUAAGGUACAGCAUGUUGUUCCUUUGAGCUGUCAUUUGUAGCUUCUCACUUCACUGUAGAAAAAUAAACGACAAAAACCGGCUGGGCUCGUACCAGUUUGGUGGUCUUGGUGAUAAAGGUGUAAA
Molecule: messenger RNA, 2358 nt
Organism: Hemiscyllium ocellatum (epaulette shark)
Lineage: Eukaryota; Metazoa; Chordata; Chondrichthyes; Orectolobiformes; Hemiscylliidae
Gene: atg13
Product: ATG13 autophagy related 13 homolog (S. cerevisiae)
Exons: 18
Coding region: 226-1887 (553 amino acids)
Biological process (GO): mitophagy; piecemeal microautophagy of the nucleus; protein localization to phagophore assembly site
Cellular component (GO): phagophore assembly site; extrinsic component of membrane; cytosol
Source: RefSeq, a predicted model, not a curated record